Messenger RNA from Sesamum indicum (sesame), 787 nucleotides. NCBI's taxonomy places the organism in Eukaryota, Viridiplantae, Streptophyta, Magnoliopsida, Lamiales, Pedaliaceae. The record is from RefSeq and is a predicted model, not a curated record.
AACAGUCAAAGGGAAAAUCAAACCACACAUUAUAGUUUUUUUCUCUCUAUUUGAAAUGGCCCCUCAUUACAAAUUGUUGCACAGAAAAUAUUUCUGGUGCUUCCCAUUUCAAUCAAGAAGGGAGGAGGAGAAAAGGAAAAAGAAGAACAAAGGCACAUACCUAAACACAACCAUGCAGGCCACCAGCCGUGCCGCCUUCCUCCUCCUUACUAUCUUCCUCCUCCACAUCUCAACCAACCAUGCAACCUUCACACCGAAGGAGAAGAUCAUCGUGGUGACCAACAACCACACCAACUACCUCAGUGUGCGGUGUUUCUCCUUCAACAACGAGUUUGAUGUGGUUCACCUGCCAUCGUGGGGCCAAUACAAGUUCAGAGUGAGGAAGAGAUACAUAUACCCUUCCUCCACCAUGUUCAAUUGCUCCACCAACAUGGGCACCUUCGUCGCCUACAAAUUCGACUAUGAGUGCAGUAAGGAUAAGUAUGAGAGUUGUGAUUGGAGGUUUGAUGAAGACAGCUCAUAUCGAUGGGAGCCUAAGGUUAAAUCUUGGGUUUCAUAUGAUUAUGCUCCCAACUAUGAGUCCCUUAACAGAGGUGGUGUUAUCCAAGGAUACUUUGCUAACUAGGAAGUCUGCAGAGCCGCAUGUGCUAUGAGGACGGUAUGUGAACCACAUUCUAAUUUGUGGCUCAACUUCUUGAGUUUCUGCAUAUGAACUGUGUCACAGAUAUGCUAUGUUUAUAGCAAUGUUCAAAAGCAUAAAAAAUUCAAUGAAGUCCAACUUAUAGAA